Molecule: messenger RNA, 2827 nt
Organism: Rhopalosiphum maidis (corn leaf aphid)
Lineage: Eukaryota; Metazoa; Arthropoda; Insecta; Hemiptera; Aphididae
Gene: GlcT
Product: ceramide glucosyltransferase
Exons: 9
Coding region: 1100-2632 (510 amino acids)
Biological process (GO): glucosylceramide biosynthetic process
Cellular component (GO): membrane
Molecular function (GO): ceramide glucosyltransferase activity
Source: RefSeq, a predicted model, not a curated record
GAGUUGAUGUCCCUUUGCCAACCAUUAUGAUUUAUGAAUGGAUACGCCACUGAUGAACUACUGUGUAUAAAUGUUUUCUGGUGAAUUUCUCCGUUAAAAUUUAUUUUACAAAAUUGUCCACUAUACCCAGACAUAUUAUUAUAUGAUCUCGUAAAUAUCAUCGUUACUACACGCGGUCCAUAUAAGUACUAAAUUAGGUAGGUACGUAAAGUAAAAAGGACUUAGUGCUUUUUGUGAAAUUGGUCGAGCUUGACGGUAAUAAUACAUUUUACCGGCCCUUGUGCCGGUACGCCGACGUCGAUUUUGAUUAAUUUUCGUCCCAACUCACGUGCAUCGCGUGUAUAAUAAUAGUGUACUACACACACCUAUUAUAAUACACAUACACAAUACAUACAAGUAUACAACACACUCACACACACACACACACACCUAUGCGCGCGCGCGCGCAAGUUCCCUAAUUAAAUCGAUUCACAGCACACGUCUGCUAACGUCGACGCGGCCUGUAAGUUUUUUUUAUUGCAUUAAACAAUACACGCAAUAGUACAGUACAGUACACACAUUGGCACGUAGACACACAUACGUUUAGUGCAUUUUUUUCCAUAGGUACGCGAAUCGCACUUUUUAUUUAUUGGCGACGUACCUGCGCGACACCGAGUCCUCGAGCGGUACCUAUUUAAACAACGAUAAAAAGUACCUAUCACGAAACUAUUAUUACGAAUAAUUAUAAUGAUGAUCUCAUCUAUGCGUACGACGUUAUCAUUCGUUCACCUCCUAGUCCAUAAUAGUCGCCUGACCUGAUAGCAAUAAUAUAAAUAAUAACAAUAUUGUUAUUAUUGUUACGAUGAACACCGUCGGAGGCUUGGUAUGCGAUAGCGGCAAACCUGAAUGGUAUUUACGAGGAUGUCAGUGACCGGCGUACCUGUAAUCUGUUUAGCGCCAACGCCACCGUGCUCCAAUCACCACUAUCACGCGCGCGGAUGUGUAAAUGUGUAAUUUAUAACAACAACAACAACAACAACAACAAUAAUAGUGUUCCAGUGCCAGAGAGGACAUAACUCGUAGAUGGAUACAAUAGUAAGGACAAGCGGUAGAAAAAACGAUGCAACUGAUACCACCGCCAAUGUUUGUCGAUUAUGACAUACUAUUGGCUUGCGGGCUGCUCAUAUUCUGGUGCGGUUAUUGGUUGGUGCACAUAAGUGCAAUAUGCUAUGGGAAGUUUAAACUCUACAGAAAGCCCAAACCAGAAUCAUCUGUUCAGUUGAUACCAUCUUUAGUAUCUUUAGAACAUGGGUUGCCGAGAAAUAACAAAAAACAAUAUCCGGGUGUUAGUAUAUUGAAACCAUUAUUGGGUGUUGAUCCUAAUCUAUUUGUCAACUUAAGCUCAUACUUUCAAAUGGAAUACCCAAUGUAUGAAGUAUUAAUAUGUGUGGUCGAUCAAAAUGAUCCUGCUGCAAUGGUAGCUAAUCGGCUAUUAGAAAUGUAUCCAUCAGUAGAUGCUCGACUUUUUUUAGGUGGUUCUCAAGUAGGUGUUAAUCCAAAAAUCAAUAAUGUACACGCAGCAUACCAAGCAGCCAAGUAUUCUUUGAUACUCAUAUCAGAUAGUUCGAUAAAAAUGAAAAAAGAUACACUUAGUGAUAUGGUUGAUAAUAUGGCUGAUGAUGUUGCAAUUGUACAUCAAGUACCAUUCACAUGUGAUCGAAUUGAUAAUAGAACUGAGCCUAUGACUCCACCUUUGUCAGAUAAUACGGCAGAUCCUUCAUCAUUUUUAAAAUUAAAUGGGAAAGUAGAAUACCAAUGCCAAACUCGCAAACAACGACGUUUUGUUGCUACUUUAGAAAAAGUAUUUUUCGGAACUGCUCAUGCACGAGUGUAUUUAAUGGCUGAUCUUGUAGGCGCUAUAUGCCAUACAGGUAUGUCGACACUAUUGCGUAAGCAAGCAAUGGAUGAAUGUGGUGGUUUGCAAGCAUUUGCUAGUUAUCUUGCUGAAGAUUAUUUUAUGGCUAAAUUAGUAGUUGCCCGAGGUUGGCGCACUACGAUAAGUAGCCGACCUGCAUUACAAAAUAAUGGAGGCAGUGAACUAAGUAAAUUUCAAGAUCGUCUUAGAAGAUGGGUCAAACUUAGGAUAGCUAUGGUACCACACACAAUUGUAUUGGAACCAUUAUCUGAAUGUCUAAUUUUAGGCGCAUGUGCUGCAUGGGCAGCAAAUACACUUUCUGGGGGUUCAAUUGAUCCUUAUGCAUUCUACAUGAUACAUGUGCUUGUUUGGUUCUUAUUAGAUUGGAUUCUCUUAAAUGUGAUGCAGAAUGGGCCUUUGCCAUUUACAAAAUUUGAGUACUUAGUUGCUUGGUUGUAUAGAGAGUUCAUGGGACCAUAUCUGUUUUUAACAGCACUCUUAUGGCGCCCAUCAGUUGUGACAUGGACCACAAGGCAAUAUCGCCUACGUUGGGGUGGUCUAUCAGAAAUUUAUAACCAACAAUCAACAAGCUCUAGCUCAGAUUCCAUAACUGCCACAGUGCCUAUAGCAACUACUACCAGUGUCACUUAUGACACAACAGUGCCUAAUAAUUACUGUAGUACUCACCAGCAGCAACCUCCAAAUGGUAUUGGGUUCACAUCAAAAAUUAAAGUUUAAAUAACAGCAAAUAGCUACUUACAAACUUUUUUACGAAUUUAUUUUUAAAACUAAGAUAAUAAUUUACCUCCAAUAUAAGUAUAACCAAUAUUUAUUGAAAAUACAAUGAUCUGGAAAAUAUUUUUGAUGUCACGUGCCUUUUGAAAAAUCUAUGUAUAAAACUGUAAUAUACAAUGUUAUAAUUUUGUAAUUAAA